CAACGUUGCUCUGUAUAGCUACAUUUCGCUACACAAGGUCAAGGCCAGCCGCCAUGCGCCUGCAAUCGAUGAUUGUGCAGCGAGCGCGGCACUGCGCGGGCCGCUGCUGUGCCGGCUCGGACCAGACACCUCCACGGUCCACGUGUCUCCAGAGCCACUCGUCAUCGUCACCGAUAAGCUCGAGAUUAGAUGGAGCUUGCGGCGGGAGAGAGGGGCGCGGGGGCGCGCAGCCUCCUCGCGCCGCGCGGGCUGCGAGCCGCCAGUUCACUGUCAACAGUGCCCCGCGCCGCUCGCCCGGCGCCCGCCAGCACGACGUCCGCCCCGCCCGCGCCCCGCGCCGCCGCCCCGCCGCCCGCCUGCCCCUGACACCGGCCGCGGCCUGACAGCCACCACUCGCAGUACAAGUGAGUGUCUGGACCCUGGCUCUUACCUAACCGGAGCUUUCGUUCUAAUUGGCCGGAGAAAUUGCGAGAACGUGCCGAGCUAAAACCUGCAGGAGUAUUCAAGAUGAUCCCGAGACGCAAACACAACGCCUCCUCCGGCUCGCUGGCGCCCCCCGACGACAAGCACGCCAGCAACGACUACAUACUGGCGGACAGCGGGGGAGCCCCCGAGGGCUGGUGCGCCGCGCUGCGACGGAAGCUCACGCGCAAGACCCUGUACAAGCGAGUCCCGGUGACGGCCUGGCUGCCUGAAUACAACGCGGAAAAAGCAAUCGGAGAUCUCAUAGCGGGGGUGACCGUCGGUCUCACCGUGAUACCUCAAUCCCUCGCGUAUUCUAACAUCGCUGGCCUGCCGCCCCAGUACGGGCUCUACGGGUCCUUCCUCGGAUGCUUCAUCUACAUCAUCCUCGGCGGAUGCCGUGCUGUCCCCGCCGGCCCCACCGCCAUCGCCUCACUCUUAACCUGGCAAGUCGCCGGUGGAGUCGUCGAAAAAGCCAUCCUUCUCACAUUACUCGCUGGAAUCGUCGAACUAUUAAUGGGAGUUCUCGGCCUCGGCUUCCUGAUAGACUUCGUGUCAGGGCCGGUGUCCUCAGGCUUCACGUCGGCCGUGGCACUGAUGAUCGCCACGUCGCAAGUGAAGGACCUGUUCGCCAUCACGGUUACGGGAAACACGUUCCUGCAGCAAUGGAUCUCCGUGUUCGGCAACCUGCACAUGGCGUCUCUCUGGGACCCGGUGCUCGGGUUUAUUUGCAUCAUCGUGCUGCUUAGCUUGCGGAAAAUCGGCAUGGUGAAGCUAGGCGCAAACCGCGAAGGCGGGCCGAGUAUCCGUCAGAAGGUGAUCAUGAAGUGUCUGUGGCUGCUGGCGACCUGCCGGAAUGCCAUCGUGGUGGUCGCCACCGGCGUGCUGGGCUACUGGUUCGUGGCUACCCAGGGUACUUCUCCUGUGAGGCUUAUGGGCGCUAUUCCCUCCGGCAUCCCUUCAGUCCAACCGCCUCCGUUCAGCUACGUCCGCGCCGACAACACGACCGCAGACUUCCUCGACAUGAUCUCCGAACUCGGCUCCGGGAUCAUCGUCAUCCCCCUCAUAGUGCUGCUGGAAGACAUCGCUAUCUGCAAGGCGUUCAGCGAUGGGAAGACUAUAGAUGCAACCCAAGAGAUGAUAGCCAUGGGAGCGGUUUCAAUCGGAAACUCUUUCAUGCAAGCGUACCCUGGUGGCGGGUCUCUAGCGAGAUCUGUCGUCUCCAAUGGCUCGGGAGUUAAGACUCCGUUCAGUGGCUUGUACACUGGAUGUAUGGUGCUGUUGGCUCUCCAGUUCUUCACGCAAUACUUCGAGUAUAUCCCGAAGGCGGCGCUGGCUGCCGUCAUCAUAUCAGCUAUACUGUUCAUGGUGGAAUAUGAUGUGGUGAAACCCAUGUGGAGGGCUAAGAAACUGGACCUGAUCCCCGGCGUGGGCACGUUCAUCCUGUGUCUGACGCUGCCCCUGGAGCUGGGCAUACUGACCGGCGUCGUCGUCAACAUCAUCUUCAUCCUGUACCACGCCGCCAGGCCCAAGUUCUCCGUCGAGAUGCUCAAGACGGAACGCGGCAUAGAAUACCUGAUGGUGACACCAGACCGGUGCCUCAUGUUCCCUUCAGUGGAGUACGUGCGUCGCCUCGUCACCAAAUGCGCGGGCGGCGCCGGCGGCGGAUCCAUGCCUGUCGUCUUAGAGUGCACACACAUCUACAGCGCAGAUUAUACUGCAGCCAAGAGCAUUGAAAGACUAACUGCCGACUUCCACGACCGCCGUCAACCUCUUUACUUCUAUAAUGUGAAACCGUCAGUCUGCUCAAUAUUUGAAGCCGUUGCCAAGCCAGAACACUUCGUCGUGUUCUACGAAGAUGAGGAGUUGGAUAGGCUUCUAGCGGCUGAUGACCGUCUCCCCCCACUACCCAACCACGACAAACCCCCCGUCUGAGCCGUACCUGAACGAUAUGACGAUUAUUUUUGAGAUUCAGAUUCACGUGUGUGAUAUUUUGAGAUGCAGAUGUGUAUUUUAUGUAUUUGUAUAGACAGAAACUCGUAUUUACUAAGUAGGUUCUCCCCCUGUAAAUAUUUAUGUCUUGUAAGUUCGAAUUUAUCAAGUGAGUAGUUUUGUAAGUCUCCGUUCGGAGAGCGAGGGCGCUGGCCUCGACAAUAUCAGUAUUAUGUACUUACUUCAGCGCGCAGAGCGUUAUUUUUGUAAUAUUUUUCGAGCGGGACACCCCUGCGUCCGCUCCCUAUCGUUGUGAUCCUAGCCAAUUAACGUAGCCCGCGUGGCGAGCCGUGUCGCCCCGUCACGUGCCGUGUCGCCGGCGCCACGGGUCCCCACGCGGAUGAGAGGUGCAGAUUAUAAGAAAUAUUAUUAUAAAAUACGUUUUAGCGUCGAUAGUCUAUUUAUUGUUAAGACGGUGAUAAUUAGGUGAUUACUAAAGUACAAGUCGAUUAAAUAGAAACAAAAUAAAAUACUUACUUAUGUGUAUAGUUAGUUAGUUUAACGUGAAGCUUUAAACGGCCUAGCCAGGGGCGGGCAAGCGUUGCUCGUCAGAGGAUAGACAGUAGCAAUAACUUGAGUGAAAGACUCGCGCGCGCCGUGUGAGACGCGGCCGCGCGGCCCGCACCGGCGACCCUCCUGACCCACCGUGACCCUUACUGACCCAUCCUGACCCACGGUGACCCACCCUACCGUUGUGCAUCCCGACCUAUCCUUACCCUACCCUACCGAUCGGGACCCAUCUGACCCACCCUGACUCACUGCGAGUCUUCCUUACCCUCCUGACCCCUGAAUGCAACCCCUCGGCGCCGGUGCGGGUGGAUGAUGCAUGUGAUGAGAAGCCUAUGUUAAUGAUGUUGAUGACACACUGAGUGAGAAAUUCUAAUAGAAUGUAAAAUAAACUCUGUGAGAGUC
This is a messenger RNA of Plutella xylostella (diamondback moth), 3366 nucleotides long. Lineage: Eukaryota; Metazoa; Arthropoda; Insecta; Lepidoptera; Plutellidae. The record is from RefSeq and is a predicted model, not a curated record.